Messenger RNA from Condylostylus longicornis, 2671 nucleotides. RefSeq names its product small glutamine-rich tetratricopeptide repeat-containing protein beta (gene Sgt). The coding region runs from base 284 to 1300 and encodes 338 amino acids. The transcript has 5 exons. The record is from RefSeq and is a predicted model, not a curated record. Gene Ontology annotation, molecular function: protein binding; molecular adaptor activity. Lineage: Eukaryota; Metazoa; Arthropoda; Insecta; Diptera; Dolichopodidae. Gene Ontology annotation, cellular component: TRC complex; membrane. Gene Ontology annotation, biological process: post-translational protein targeting to endoplasmic reticulum membrane.
UGGUGAAUAGUUUUGACCGUUUAAAAAAAGUCUAUAAAGAAUAAUUGUAUAUAAAAAUUCAGUUAAGUGCAUUUAAAACUUUUAUUUAUCAGUCUAUUAUGAUGAAAUACUAAACAAAUAAUUAUUUUAUUAAUAUUCAAAAGAUUUUUGUUUAUUUAAAAAGAAAAUAAAGCAAUUUUAAAUAAGCCUUUAUUUUGAUGCCCAAAAUAUUACAACUCAGAGGAGUUUUAUUUAACCUCAAAUUUAAUUAAGGGAAAAAAAGUUACCAUACAAAUUUUCAAUUAUGAUUGAUGAAAUUAAAAAAUCAUUUGCUUCAAAAUUUAUUAAUUUUUUGAAACAACAAAUACAAGAGCAAACUUUGCCUUCUGAUGGAUUAGAAAGUCUUGAAGUUGCAAUACAGUGCCUGGAAGCAGCUUUUGAACUUCAUCCGGAUGAUCAAAUUGAAGAUGAAAAUGCAGAAAAUAAUACAGCAACAUCAACAUCAAAUAAUAAAAAAUUUAAUCCAAUUGAUCUUUUCGAAUUAUAUCAAACUGCAUGUUUGGAAACAAGUCCUAAUCGUGGGGAAAUAGCAGAACAAAUUAAAGAUAAUGGAAAUCGUUUGAUGAAAGAGGGUAAAUUCCAAGAAGCAUUUCUUCAAUAUAAUAGAGCAAUCACUUACGAUCCAACAAAUCCAGUGUUUUACAGUAACAGAGCUGCAGCAUUUAUCAGAUUAGGUCAAUAUGAUAAAGCAAUUGGUGAUUGCAAAAUGGCAUUAGUUUAUAAUCCAGAUUAUGGAAAAGCAUAUGGAAGAAUGGGUAUCGCCUAUUCAAAUCUUAAUAAAUUCGAAGAAGCUCGUGCUGCUUAUCAAAAAGCAUUGGAAUUGGAACCAGAUAACCAAGAUUAUCAAAAUAAUUUACGUGUGGCCGAAGAACGUAUUACUGCUAAUACAGCCACAAAUCCAUCGAUAACAAAUAUACAAUCAUUUUUAUCAUCAGUUCAAGCAUCAGAGGGCGGGGAAAAUAAUUUUGAAAACAUGUUUUCAAAUCCAGCUAAUUUAACUAAUUUGUUCGGAGAUAUGUUGAGAGAUCCAGUAAUAACAUCUGCAUUACAUUCACUGGCUGAUAAUCCUCAAGGAAUAUUGGACAUGAGUCGUCAAGUUGCGGCGGCCAUAAGCGCAGAAAAUCCAAAUUUAAUGAGAGACGUUCAAGAUACAUUAAUGAAUGCUCUGCGUAGAAAUAGAAACAACGAAACUAUUGAAAAUAAUGCCAAUCAGUCAAAUGAUACGAGUAAUAAUGAAAAACGAAAUAAUGAAGGUAAAUAGAUAUCUUGAAUGAAAGAAACUACAAAAAACAUUAAAGUAAAGCAUUAAAGAUUUUGGAAAAACAAAUAAUCUAAUUUUGUAAACGCAAUAUUCGAAAUGUAUUCAAUAAAAAUGUUAUUAUAUACAUAUAUUAACAUAUAUAUAUACUUAUAUCAUAUAUAUAUAUAUAUACAUAUUUACAUAAUACACAUAUAUACACAUAUAUCUUAUAAUACACAUAUAUGUACAUUAUAUUUUUAAUUAUUAUAUAUAUAUAUAUUUAUAUAUAUAUAUGUGUAUGUUUAUACAUAUAUAUAUAUAUGGAAACCUUUUUAUUUUAAAUUAACUUUUGAUGAAAAAUUUUUCAAGGCUUUUACCAAAUGUAAAGCAAACCCAGAGCUUGAUUUGUUUUUGGUUCUUUUUAAAAGUCAAAUUAGAUUUUGAAUAUGAUUUUUAUUGCAAUAUUACAAAUAUUUUUAUAUGUGUAUCUUAUAUUUUAAAAUUUUUGAGGAACUGGUUUUUCCUAAUGGUUUUUAUAGCAAAAGCAAUUUUUUCUUAUUGUUCAAUAUUUUAAAAAGUAUACAUACAUAUUUAAAGAAUCAAUCAAAGUAUGUCUAUAUUUCUUUAAUUGUACAGAUUAUAUUUUAAAACAAGAAAUGUGGGAAGUGGAAAUAUUUAUUUAAUUUAGAACAAAAUGUUUUUAUAAUAGUGUUAAGUUAAAAUCUUUGAAAUUAAAUUCAAAAUACAGAAUAUUGGAACUUAUAAGUAUUUAAAAUAGAAUAUCAAUGGUGGUUUUUAUAUACAUUAUCUUUUGAAGACGUCUUCUUUUUGUGGACAAGACAAAAGAAUAAUAAAAAUUUUAUUUCUUUUUCUAUUACUCAUUUUAGUUGUUUGGUGCAAAAUGUAAAAAAAUAAAAUAAAAUCAUUUAAGUAUAUUUUUUAUCUUUUAUAAAAUUAAGUAAAAAAUAUACUUAAAUAAUAUUUACGCACAGAAUACUUAUAUUUCAUUAAUGAAAUAAAAUUAAAUAGUAGAUUUAAUUACAAAAGUAGCUGUAUGUAAAACCAUUAAUGCAGAUGUUUACUGUUAUAAUAACUUUGAAGAAAUAUUCUGUAUUCUUUUAAUGAUCAUUUUAGAAACCCACUUCCAAAUCUACAAUGCGAGUUUUUACACCCACAUUAUCAGAUAUAUAAUUUACUGGCUUUACCAGAAUAUUACUGAUGUUGCGUUUUAAGAUUGUUAUUUACUUAGAUUAUUUUGAGUUUUUAUGUUUUCAUCAUCAAAAAAAAUAAAAAUAAAAAUGUAAAAUUAAGUUAAAAAUGUAAUUAGUUAGUUUUUAAGCUAAAAUUAUGAAAUUGCAAGAUUAAAUAAAACUUCUUUUUAUGUCUAGGAUA